GUGAGAAGGGUAGAGAUCUCUUCUUGAUGUUCCAUUAAUAAAAAGUGGCAGGGAUAGAAUAGUUGCUUUCUUAACACACUGGGAAACCCCAUACAUGCAUCUAAAGACACGGCGACUGCUGGAUUAGAGCAGGAAGGGUGUGGUUUGAUCUGUCAGCUGGUUUAUGAGAAAUCACAUUGCGGCUGAUCUUCACUUAUGAACUGAAGAGGAAGAAGACUAGAAGCCCAGGUUAUGAAGACAUGAUGAGGAUGAGUCCACCAACUGUUCUUGGAAAUUCUACCUUCUUCAGCAUUCAGCAAAUGCCAUAAAACACGGUCAUGACAUCUACUAGAGGGGACUUUAGCACAUUUCGGUGGCUAUGCACCAUUAUCGGAUUUAUUUUCUAUCUAGGAGACAUUGGAUCCGAUCUCUUGUUAACCGUGCAAUAUUUCAGAGCCGGACAUCUCACCUGGGCUGCAUUGACUCUUGUGUUUAUACUGAGUGGAUCUUUAUGCAUACAGAUAUUCAGUUAUGCAUGGUUUAAUGAUGACAAAAGAGAUAAAGAAGAAGACAGCCUGUCCACUGGCCAUCUGAUUGGGAUACAUGUACUGCAGAUAGGCAUAAUUACAAGGUAUCUUGAUCUGAUAAAAAGAGGUUUUAAAGCCCUUUGGUUCAACCAAGUCCAGUCACGGCUUUUCGACUUCGCUACAGAUCUGAGCAUGCUCCGCUUGUUCGAAACGUUCCUUGAGAGCGUUCCUCAACUUGUUCUACAACUCUAUAUCAUCCUGGAGCACAACCAUCGCUCUACUCUGCAAUAUAUCAGCAUGGCUGUGUCUUUCCUCAACAUCGCCUGGUCCACAGUGGAUUAUCGCCGCUGUUUACGUCAUUCUCUACCUCACGUUAACGAGAUGCCUUGUGGAAUCCCCACAGUUGUGUAUCUACUCUACAAGGUAUUAACCAUAACUCCCCGAAUCCUCAGCCUCACCCUCUUCAUCAUGCUGUCCACUUUCAGCACUCUAGCAAUGGCCUUCAUAUGGCUGUUGGGAACCUUCUGGGCUUGUUUGGAAAAGACUGACUUCUGCACUUCACGAGUCCUUGAAUAUGUUUAUCGAGCCACUGUUGGAGUCAUCCUCAUCUUCACAUUCUUUAACAUUAAAGGAGAGAACACCAAAGUUCCCAUGACAACGUAUUACAUUUUCAGUGUGAGUCAAAACCUGGCAGCACCUAUUCUGUUGUGCCUUUUCAAACCAGAAUCUGAGGGGACUGAUUAUUUCUUGCCCAUAAUUUUAUUUAUAUUAAUGUCAAAUUCACUUGGACUGGGUUUUCUGGGAAUCUAUUACAGUCAUCUGCACCCUCGUAAGGUGGCUGAUGAGAUAGAUGGAAUGGAAAGAAAUGAGCAAAAGACAGAAAAAACACGUUUAAACAAUUUUUUUAAAAUAUAAUUGUCUUGCUUAUCAACUAAUGAACUGGACAACUGAAAAAAGCUGGCUAUUUAUAGUUAUUUAUAAAGACAUUAUAUGAUGGAAUUGAUAAUGUAGGAUCUGUUUAAAAUCUAUAAAAAUGUUUGAAAGCUGCCAAGGAAGAUAUCUGAUUUUACAGGUAUGAAACUGAACCUGUAAAAAUUAUGAAUAAAAUUUCUG
Messenger RNA from Xyrauchen texanus (razorback sucker), 1619 nucleotides. Its product is annotated as XK-related protein 9-like. The transcript has 4 exons. Gene Ontology annotation, cellular component: plasma membrane. The record is from RefSeq and is a predicted model, not a curated record. Gene Ontology annotation, biological process: phosphatidylserine exposure on apoptotic cell surface; apoptotic process involved in development; engulfment of apoptotic cell. NCBI's taxonomy places the organism in Eukaryota, Metazoa, Chordata, Actinopteri, Cypriniformes, Catostomidae. The coding region runs from base 318 to 1421 and encodes 367 amino acids.